Antechinus flavipes (yellow-footed antechinus) is the source of this 1715-nucleotide messenger RNA. RefSeq names its product melanocortin 4 receptor (gene MC4R). Lineage: Eukaryota; Metazoa; Chordata; Mammalia; Dasyuromorphia; Dasyuridae. Gene Ontology annotation, cellular component: membrane. Gene Ontology annotation, biological process: G protein-coupled receptor signaling pathway. The transcript has a single exon. The record is from RefSeq and is a predicted model, not a curated record. Gene Ontology annotation, molecular function: melanocyte-stimulating hormone receptor activity. The coding region runs from base 369 to 1376 and encodes 335 amino acids.
ACCGGGCAGCAUUUGACAUAGCAUGCCCAUCCUGAGCUCUCUCUGUGAAAGCGGUUGCUAAGAAAAAUGAUUUUGAAAAGGAUCGAAUAAAUAAGGCUUAAGAAAAAGCUCAAGGGACAAUAGAGAGAAGAAGAAACGAAAAACCGAAGCUCUUUGCAGCUGAAAAAAAACGAUUAAACUUUGGGACUUAAAGUGAAUGCUCAGAACUGUUCCUAAAAGAAACCAGAACUGCACUAAAACUGUAGGAGACAUGCCAGAGAAUGCCAGGACCAUCUUCUGAUUUGCUAUCUUGAGGGACUAGAAAAAGGCCCCUCAGAAGAGACUUGAGGUUUUUAAGGAUUUCAGCAGGAGUUUAAACUCUUUCCAAAAUGAACUCCACACAAAAUGAACUCCACUUCCACGGAAUGCACCCCUCUCUCCACUUCUGGAACCACAGCUUUGUUUUACACAGCAAUGCCAAUGACUCCUUCGGCAAAGGUUACCUGGACAGGGGUUGCUACGAACAACUUUUUGUUUCCCCUGAGGUGUUUGUCACUCUGGGUAUCAUCAGUUUGUUGGAGAACAUCCUGGUGAUUGUGGCAAUCGCCAAGAACAAGAAUCUUCACUCUCCCAUGUACUUCUUCAUCUGUAGCUUGGCUGUGGCUGACAUGCUGGUGAGCGUCUCCAAUGGAUCAGAGACUAUUGUUAUCACGCUGCUAAACAGCACUGAGACUGAUGCACAAAGUUUCACAGUGAACAUUGAUAAUGUCAUUGAUUCAGUGAUUUGUAGCUCUCUGCUUGCUUCUAUUUGCAGCCUGCUUUCUAUUGCAGUAGACAGGUACUUUACAAUCUUCUAUGCUCUCCAGUAUCACAAUAUCAUGACUGUUAGACGGGUUGGGAUUAUCAUCACUUGUAUAUGGGCAGCUUGUACUGUGUCGGGCAUAUUAUUUAUCAUUUACUCAGACAGUAGUGCUGUCAUAAUCUGUCUCAUUAGUAUGUUCUUCACCAUGCUAGCUCUCAUGGCUUCUCUUUAUGUCCACAUGUUUCUGAUGGCCCGACUUCACAUUAAGAGGAUUGCAGUUCUCCCUGGCACUGGCACCAUUCGCCAAGGGGCCAACAUGAAGGGGGCUAUUACUUUGACUAUCCUGAUUGGGGUUUUUGUAGUCUGUUGGGCACCCUUUUUCCUCCACCUGAUUUUCUAUAUCUCAUGUCCCCAAAAUCCAUACUGUGUAUGCUUCAUGUCCCACUUCAACUUUUAUCUCAUCCUCAUCAUGUGUAAUUCCAUCAUUGAUCCCCUUAUUUAUGCCCUUCGGAGUCAAGAAUUAAGGAAAACCUUCAAGGAGAUCAUCUGUUGUUAUACUCUGGUGGGUCCUUGUGAUUUGUCUGGCAGAUAUUAAAAUAGUACUUAAUCCUUCAAGGAGUCCUCUCAAUAGAACCUGAACUGCAUGCUUCAUGAGCAGCUUUCUGUAUUGUGUGAUUUGUUCAGUGUAUCACUUGUAAAACAAAAACAAAACAAAUUUAAGAUUGUAAUUUUAUUUUUCAAUGUGAAAAAAUGUACUAGUCUGUAAGUACUUUUGUUUAAAUGCCAUAAAAACUUUUGAGAUGUAAAAAGCUAACAAUAUGCUCAUUUCAGGUUCUCUAUGUUUAAAAAAAAUACAAACUUAUUUAAAACAUAAUUUUUGUCCUUUGGAGGUAUAAAAAAGAGAAUGCUUAUUCAUGUAAUCAAUAAAGAAUUA